UUUUUUUUUUUUCACACUCACGCGAGAGUACGGUCUCAGACCCUAGUUUCAAUCUUCGCCGUCAAGCAUCUCACACCAAUGGGUCGUGUCAUAAGAGCGCAACGUAAGGGAGCAGGCUCCGUCUUCAAAUCCCACACUCACCACCGCAAAGGCCCCGCCAAGUUCCGUAGCCUCGACUACGGCGAGAGAAACGGUUACCUCAAGGGCGUCGUGACGGAGAUCAUCCACGAUCCCGGCCGUGGCGCGCCCCUAGCUCGCGUCGCCUUCCGUCACCCCUUCCGUUACAAGAAACAGAAGGAGCUUUUCGUCGCCGCCGAGGGCAUGUACACCGGACAGUUCUUGUACUGCGGUAAGAAAGCCACUCUCGUUGUCGGAAAUGUUCUCCCGCUUAGGGCUAUCCCCGAAGGAGCUGUCGUCUGUAACGUCGAGCAUCAUGUCGGUGAUCGUGGUGUGCUCGCUAGAGCUUCUGGUGACUACGCUAUCGUGAUUGCACACAACCCUGACAACGACACUACUAGGAUCAAGUUGCCGUCUGGUUCGAAGAAGAUUGUGCCGAGUGGAUGCAGGGCCAUGAUUGGUCAAGUAGCUGGUGGUGGAAGAACGGAGAAGCCGAUGCUAAAGGCGGGAAACGCUUAUCACAAGUACCGUGUGAAGAGAAACUCGUGGCCUAAGGUUCGUGGUGUGGCUAUGAAUCCAGUGGAGCAUCCUCAUGGAGGAGGUAACCAUCAGCACAUUGGUCACGCCAGUACGGUUAGGCGUGAUGCACCACCAGGGCAGAAGGUUGGUCUUAUUGCUGCUAGGAGGACUGGUCGUCUCAGAGGUCAAGCUGCUGCCUCUGCCGCCAAGGCUGAAUAGGUUCAAUAAGACCAUCUCCGUCAAAGUAUUGUGAGCAAAGUUCUCACGUUUUCCAAAAAGAAAUAAAUAUUAUAAUAUUAAAAUGCAGUGAACCUGUAUCGCAAAGGGUCUCCGUAGUGAACCGAUAUCAUGACUGUAUCGUGGGCCUCACGACACGUGGCGGUCCACGAUUGAUUGUUUGAUUAAUUUUUUUUUUUAAAUAAACGAAAAAAAUAAAAAAUUAUAAAAUAGCAUUGGAAAUCGGGAAGGGAGUCUCAUCAAUGAAGAUGCUCUUAGGAGAAAUAUAUAUUUGUUUUGUUUGAGUUUUGCUGCGUCUCCUUUUGAACCUCCUUGUGUUCUGAAAUCUAGUUGUUGUUAUAAUCUCAAGAAUAGCAAACGAAAGUUGCUACUGUUUGCCCAUAUGAGGUUUUGUUAUC
Raphanus sativus (radish) is the source of this 1271-nucleotide messenger RNA. RefSeq names its product 60S ribosomal protein L8-1. Gene Ontology annotation, cellular component: ribosome; cytosolic large ribosomal subunit. The coding region runs from base 79 to 855 and encodes 258 amino acids. Gene Ontology annotation, molecular function: RNA binding; structural constituent of ribosome. NCBI's taxonomy places the organism in Eukaryota, Viridiplantae, Streptophyta, Magnoliopsida, Brassicales, Brassicaceae. Gene Ontology annotation, biological process: cytoplasmic translation. The transcript has 2 exons. The record is from RefSeq and is a predicted model, not a curated record.